Molecule: messenger RNA, 1878 nt
Organism: Penaeus vannamei (Pacific white shrimp)
Lineage: Eukaryota; Metazoa; Arthropoda; Malacostraca; Decapoda; Penaeidae
Source: RefSeq, a predicted model, not a curated record
AUGAGAUUCGAUCCGCUGGUAAUUGACCUUCUGACUUUACCCACGAGGGUCGUUCACAAAGAGACGGUCCAGUUUCAAGAACAUGACAUUGUGAAGAAGGAGACAAAUGUUGAAAAAGAUCCCAAAGGAAUGAAUAGGGUAGAUGCUGAAUGGGACAUUAGUGAAGAUAUGAAAGAGUUAUAUGGUAGCUUAAUGUCUGCAAAACAACUCGCCAAAUUAGAUUUACAACCAAACCCUUUUAACUUCAGUGAGAGAGUUAGCCAGACUGCUCGGAUACCUUGCAAGUCAGUCUUGACGCAGACUGACCCUCCUCCAGGUAACACCUACUCUGAUACCGCUAGUUUCUGGAAGAUCUACGAUGCCUAUGAAAAGGAUUACGAAUUAAUCCUGGCAAAACAAAGGGAGGUACAGAAGAAGGAGAAAGAGGAAGAAAAGCAAAAAGAGAUAUCAGGGAAAUCGGCUACGAGUCGGCCCACCGAUCCCAUCAUCAUCCCCCCGCCCGUACCAGCCCCAAGCCGCACCCUAGGCGGGGAGGAGCUAGACCUUGACCCCGACACUGUCAAGAUGACAGAAAGGAUCAUUAGCCAAAAUACUCAUGACGAAAUCAAUCAAGAUUUCCGAUAUUGGGAAGACGCAAGCGAUGAGUACCGUCAGCUGGAAGGAUCUCUUUUGCCACUGUGGAAGUUCCACUGUAAUAAAUCCCGGUUUCAAGUGGUCUCGUCACUCUCCUGGAGUCCCGCUCACCAUGACCUCUUCGCGGCAUCUUAUACACCGGAUAAGCUCUGUGCUUUAGAGAAUGAAGGGAGAAUUUGCCUCUUUACCCUGAAGAACCCUGGUAUUCCCGAGAGAAUGCUGGUUACUCCUCAAGGCGUCACAUCAGUGCAGUUCCACCCUUCUGAUGAAUUACGUUUCCUUCAGCGUGAGAGCGUCGUAGUUGCGGGUCAUGGCGACGGGAUGGUGACGGUGUACGACAUGAGAAACGCCUCGUCUCCAGGGCGGCUCUGCUCCUCCACGACCUCCGGCAAACACCUCCUCCCUGUCAUGCAGGUCUGCUGUCUAGACACCGAACCAGGGCAGAGCCUAAGCUUCUACUCGGCUUCCCAAGAUGGUCGAGUGUCCCAGUGGUUUGUUCGCUCAUCAUCGCUCGAAUGCUCAGACAUUCUGGAUUUCCAGCAAACCAAGAGGCCAAGAAAAGCUUCUUCGAAUGAGGGCAGUCUUGAAGAACACAAAGUUACGAGUCCCUAUGCAGAGAAAGUAAGCAAGCAUGCAAGCGUAUUCACUAGUGCCAUCUCGUCAGGUACCGCCACAUGUAUAGCGAUUAGCCCAGAGAGGGAUGACAUACUACUUCUGGGUGUAGACACAGGGUCGUUAUUCCAAGUGUGUACAUCCAAAACUAAGCACUCAGUUACUCGCUAUCCCGCCCAUCUCGGACCCGUAACCGCUGUCACAUGGAACAACAUCCAUAAAAAGGUUUUCGCCAGCUGUGCUUUAGACUGGAAUGUCAAAGUGUGGCUGCAAUAUCACUUGUCACCUAUAGUAACGUUAGACCUAGGAGGACCUGUUGUGGGUCUGGCAUGGUCCCCUACCAGCAGCACAGUGAUUGUGGCUGUCACUGAGGAAGGUCGGGUCUAUGUAUACGACCUCUUCCUUCGCAAGUGUCAGCCUUUGUGCAUUCAAAACCUGGUCCAGAGACGUCGCUUCAGCUUAGCUUCCGUGGCCUUCAGUCCUUACCAGCCCGUUAUACUGGUUGGCGGAACGAAGGGUUACCUCGUGGCAUUCAAGCUCUCGCCCAACCUCAGGAAGCCACAUAAAGAUGCAAAAGGGCAGAGUGCUGAAGAUUUACAUGGGCAAUUCUACAUGAUUAAACCAGUGUUAUAA